Messenger RNA from Trichoplusia ni (cabbage looper), 2543 nucleotides. Its product is annotated as allatotropin-like. Gene Ontology annotation, molecular function: nucleic acid binding; zinc ion binding. The transcript is spliced from 8 exons. The coding region runs from base 117 to 854 and encodes 245 amino acids. The record is from RefSeq and is a predicted model, not a curated record. NCBI's taxonomy places the organism in Eukaryota, Metazoa, Arthropoda, Insecta, Lepidoptera, Noctuidae.
GCGAGGUUCUGUGGCCAUUUGUGUGUAACCUUCUCAGCGCUCGACACGCGCACCACACAGCUCGCAGUGUUACAGUGCACUACACGUACAGUUACGGACAACUCAAACUUAAAGCUAUGAAUAUCUCCAUACAUCUGGCUGUGGCGGUGGCGGCGGCGGCCUGCCUCUGCGUGGUGGCCGCGGCUCCCGAGGGUCGUAUCGCUCGCACCAAGCAGCAGCGACCGACGCGCGGUUUCAAGAACGUCGAGAUGAUGACCGCUAGGGGCUUCGGCAAGCGUGACAGGCCACACACCCGGGCUGAACGGGACGUAGAACAACAUACGCCGACGAGCCGAGCGCAACGCGGCACGCCCACGUUUAAGAGUCCCACUGUUGGGGUCGCGAGAGAUUUCGGUAAACGAUCCCCGGAGACCGAGACUGAAGACCAAAACAGCUUUGAGGGUCACGCUCGCAAGAAGUUUAACCCCAAAAGCGAUCUCAUGGUAGCCUAUGACUUUGGCAAAAGGAGUGGUAAUGACGAAAGCAAUGACGAAGAGGAAGAAAUAAGAGUGACCAGGGGGACGUUCAGACCCAACUCAAACGUACUUAUCGCCCGGGGCUACGGGAAAAGAGCCCGUUUGGCAAAGAACGAUGGAGUGUACGGUCUGGACAACUUCUGGGAGAUGCUAGAGUCACCCGAGAGGGAGGGACAGGAAGGUGGUGAUGAGAAGACUCUCGAAAGCAUUCCCCUGGACUGGUUCGUAAACGAGAUGCUGACCAACCCGGACUUCGCGCGAUCUGUUGUUCGCAAAUUCAUUGAUCUCAAUCAGGACGGCAUGCUAUCAUCAGAAGAACUACUGCGGAACGUGGUUUAAACAUAUUUAAUUGUUAAUAACUGGAGUAUCUACGUAUUGUUUAUCUGUUACAGCCUUCAUAUUUAUGUAUAGCCUUUUAUUAUCUUUCAGUUACAGAAAUUGUAACGUUACUGUGAUAUCAAAAUAUCUUGGCAAACAAAAAAAACUUAAAAAAAAUCCUUCCUUCAUUAAAUGUUAAUUUUAAGCGGUAUUGUUGUUCGGAUAUAUUGAUUGUUGUAAAUAAUUUAAAGUAUAAUGUCGAUGGCAUAAGAAUUGUCUGUCCAUAGAGAUACUCUUUAUAUCUAAAAUGUAGAUUAAUGUUUGUUAUUGUAACUUUUUUUUCUUCAGUCAUAAAAAAUGAUAUACUCAUGUAGAUUUAACUGUUUUCUUCAUAAUUUUGACUUUGAGUGCAAACUCAGCUGUAUCGUUGACAACCCUCGGCUAACGUUCUGUUAGUGUCUCUACAUUCCACUAGACGGUGAUGGAGACAGCAUGACACUUAAAGGCGUCUUUUGACAAAGCGACUUAUGAAAUACAGCUGUUAAUACUACCAUCUGUUAGAUACUCAAAAUCUUUAAACUUGUACUCGGUCAGGUUACGAAGCCAAUCGUCUUAUCCUUACCAAUGAUAUCGUAGUUUCAGAGUAAUUUAAGAGGUACAAGACUAAAUGUAUUUAGUAUUAGAUUUGAUUUGAUUCUUAUUCAUGUUUCUAUAUGUUUCGAUGUGAUCUUCACUUUAUCUAAGGGGAAAGGCGAGUCUUAUAGUCAGUGAAUUCUUUAAUUUAGGCUGGGACAUUCUACCUAUUCAUGUCAAUUUUCAUAUAUGGAAUUAUAAAGAUAUAUUGGAGUCUUAAAUACUCUCUCUACAUACAUACAUGUAAUUAAUAUUGUAAUGGAUACUAUAAAAUAUUUUUAGGCGAUAAAUUAUUCAAAAACUGAAUGUUUGGAUACCCAUUAUAUAAUUAGUUCGUUAAUUACCACUGUCGACGUUAUGGAUGAAAUAAAAUAAAUAUAUCGGGUAUCGAAGUUGUUUUUCUUUUACUUCAUAUACACUAGUGUACCUUUUUUGUAGAGAAAUCUACAAAGACCCUAGCUAUAUGUUGGCUACAAUAAUAUAUUGAAGGGGGCCUAUGUUCUAGCAUGGACCGCGAUAGGCCAAGUUGAAUGCUUUAUUUUACUUUUCUAGGACACUGCAGAUCGCCAGGGCAUACUAUUCGUUCUCACACUUAACACUCCUUAAGCACACACAAGUCAGUCAAUAAUAAUGGAAUUUAAUUAAAAUUAAAUGUAACAGCUUCAACCCCAGAAUCUAAAAAUCAACCAUGCUAGCAACUUCUGGUCUUUAGGUCUUUAUUAUCUAACUUGGAGAACGCGACAGCGAUAUCGUUGUAAAACUGACAUAGUUUUUUCGUACAAAUAUAAAUCUUGUCAACAAUUUUGCUGUUGCCCAGGUUUUAUAAGUUAGAUAAUACCUCUACGCGUUUAUUAAUUAAAUUUUGGUUCGACAUUUCAGCACCUUUGUAACUGGUGAGAAAGUCUGUUUCAAAUGGGUUCAUUUUAAUAUCUAACAUUAAAGUGAGCUUCAGAUUUAGUCUAAUAAAUAUUUUUUUAAGAAUAAAAUAUUCAAUACUUCAUCUCCUUUGUCGCUACACUCUAUGUAGAGUGGUUGUGAUCGAUAUAGCAGACUUGUGGCAAGCUUAACUAUUCGUCA